This is a messenger RNA of Seriola aureovittata, 2898 nucleotides long. It is a transcript of the gene ift70, whose product is annotated as intraflagellar transport 70. The transcript has 20 exons. Gene Ontology annotation, biological process: intraciliary transport. NCBI's taxonomy places the organism in Eukaryota, Metazoa, Chordata, Actinopteri, Carangiformes, Carangidae. Gene Ontology annotation, cellular component: axonemal microtubule; intraciliary transport particle B. Bases 127 to 2121 code for a protein of 664 amino acids. Gene Ontology annotation, molecular function: intraciliary transport particle B binding; protein binding. The record is from RefSeq and is a predicted model, not a curated record.
GUUACAGCUCCUAUGCGCUCUCUCCAUCUGCUAAACAGAAGUUAGCCAGAUGCUAUGUUUAAGUGAGUUUGGGAAUAUACGAAGAUUACAGUAAUUUGUAGCUGUUAAAACUACUCGUUAGAAGCCAUGACAGCUAUAAAAGACGGGGAGUACACGGCAACCAUCUACAAACUGAUUAAAGACAGCCAGUAUGUAGAGGCAAUUCACAUCCUAAACAGUCAGCUUCAAAAACACACGAAGUCCAGGGCAGCACUGUCUCUGCUGGGCUACUGCUACUAUCACAUCCAGGACUUCACCAACGCUGCAGAGUGCUAUGAGCAGCUCACACAGCUGCACCCAGAGGUGGAGGAGUACAAGGUGUAUUAUGCCCAGUCCCUUUACAAAGCUGGUGCUUAUCCUGAGGCCAACAAGGCUUCCUUUGUUUUGGACAACCCCAGCAGUCACACCAAGAUGGUCAAGCUGCAAGCCUGUAUCAAAUAUUGUGAGGAAGAUUACUCUGCUGCCAAGUCUCUGUUGGAGCAGCUGCCCCAGGAUGACCCAGACUACAUCUACAACAUGGGCUGUCUCCUUUACCAAGAUGGAAAGUAUGAGGAGGCCUGCAAGAAGUUCAUGACUGCCAUGCAAGUGCUGGGAUACGUGCCAGCAUUGUCCUACAACAUCGCCCUGUCUUACUACAGCCUGAAGAACUACGCUCAGGCCCUCAAAUACAUCGGCGAAAUCAUCGAACGAGGCAUCAGGGAACAUCCAGAGCUGAGCAUCGGCAUGACGACUGAAGGCAUCGACGUCCACAGUGUGGGCAACACCCUGGUGUUGCAUCAGACAGCUCUGAUCGAAGCCUUCAACCUCAAAGCCGCCAUAGAGUACCAGCUGAAGAACCUGAAAGGUGCUCAGGAGGCUUUGACAGACAUGCCCCCCAGAUCAGAGGAGGAGCUGGACCCGGUGACACUCCACAACCAGGCUCUGGUGAACAUGGACACAAAGCCAUCGGAGGGUUUUGAGAAGUUGGCCUUCCUGCUGCAGCAGCCUUCCUUCCCUCCCGUCACCUUCGGAAACCUGCUGCUGCUCUACUGCAAACACGAGUACUUUGACCUGGCAGCUGACGUCCUGGCAGAAAACGCCCAUCUUACCUACAAGUUCCUCUCCCCAUACAUGUACGAGUUUCUUGACGCCUUGUUGACAUGCCAGACAGCACCAGAAGAGGCAUUUAGGAAGUUUGAUGAGAUGAACGCUAAACUGACUGAGCAGCUUCGAAAGCUGGCCAAGCAGGUGCAGGAAGCCAGGCUGGCUCGAGACGAUGAAGCACAGAAGAAAGCACUGCAGGACUACGACCUGAUGCAGGAGAAGUACAUCGUGGUCCUGAUGGCCCAGGCCAAAAUCUACUGGAACCGGGAGAACUUCCAGAUGGUGGAGAAGAUUUUCCGCAAGUCGGUGGAGGUUUGUAACGAGGACGACACUUGGAAGCUGAACGUGGCCCACGUGCUCUUCAUGCAGAACAAGUACAAGGAGGCCAUCGGCUUCUACGAGCCAAUCGUCAAGAAGCACUACGACAACGUGGAGCAGUGUAACAUUCAGGAGUGUCCCUGCAAGUGCAAACCUUCGAUCCUGAACGUCAGUGCUGUGGUCCUGGCCAACCUGUGUGUGUCCUACAUCAUGACCAGCCAGAAUGAAGAGGCUGAGGAGUUGAUGAGGAAGAUUGAGAAAGAGGAGGAGCAGAUUUCCUACGACGAUCCCGAUAAAAAGGUCUUCCACCUCUGCAUCGUCAACCUGGUGAUCGGGACACUGUACUGUGCCAAGGGCAACUACGACUUUGGCAUCUCUCGUGUUAUCAAGAGCCUGGAGCCAUACAAUAAGAAGCUGGGGACGGACACAUGGUUCUACGCCAAGCGUUGUUUCCUCUCUCUGCUGGAGAACGUGUCCAAACACAUGGUCAUGCUGAGGGACACUGUGGUACAGGAGUGUAUUCAGUUCCUGGAGCACUGUGAGGUCUACGGAAAGGAGGUUCCAGCUAUCAUUGAGCAGCCUCUGGAGGAGGUUCGCAUUCACAUCGGCAAGAACACCGUCACCUACGAGGCUCGGCUUCUCAAGGCGCUGUUCUACGAGGUCAUUGGCUGGAACAAGUGACAUCAUCACACGGGUGUCAGUGUAAUGUCUGAUCCCAAAAUACAUCCCUGACUAUCAAUGUCUUCGACUUAAAGGAUAAUUAACAUAAACCCAGAGACAAUCAGACACAUACACACACACACACAAACACACAGAUUUACUGAUGUAUUUUAAAUCAAACCAGCUGUGCAGUCAUAUAUGUCUGAGAAUUAAAACCAUGUCCAGUCCCUGACAUUUUCCCAGCUUUUGGACUUACUCCGUCUUUCAGUCUUUAGCGCACACACAUACGCACACACACACACACACACCAGGGGAAGCUUUUAUUUUGAAUUUGAGUUGAGCUCAGGGAGGUUUGGCAGGAGGACAAAAUCCCAGAGCUCCAACAGAAUCUUAUAUAAUCAGUUAGUGUUCUUUCUCUCAUUGUGGCUGUUAAAGGAGGUCUGGUGCACCAGCGUCAGCUCCACUUUACACAGUCGUAUAGCCAGUAACAUAAAGAGAGAUGAUCUGCAUUUAUUAUCAGAACUACUCAGUGAGUAUAAAAAGGUUUGUAGACAGAGCAGAUUUUCAGGCUUUGUUUUAUUGGCUGUGUUUAUUCUAUUAACAUGGAAUACAUGAUAACAGCUUGUAUGUAAGUUCAUCUACAUACAUUCAUGCUCAUAUUCUCUUUGGUGAGUGCUGGUUGUACAGCUGUGUUCAUAUUCCAGCCCUGUUCUGUGGUUUUAUAUUCAGCAGAUAAAAUGUUUGUGAAAAGCAAAAUCAUAAUUUAAAGACAAUAAAGAUUAUUAUUUUUGGAAAAAG